AUGAACGACUCCCUCGGCGCACUGCUCGCCAUCGCCGUCAUAUGGCUGGUUGUCAAGCUCGCGUUCGGCGGUGCGUAUGGCGGCAGCGCCAAUGCACGCCCGACCAGGGGCCUAACGACAGCCCGGGCGAGGCCUGUACCGCAGGAGCUGGUCGACACGGUCCAGGCCAUGUUUCCACAGGUACCCGAGGCGUCGAUCCGGUACGACCUCUCGCGAACUGGUAAUGUUGAAGCGACGUGUGAUCGAAUACUGCGUGAAGGCGCCUUGCCGCCGCCGCCCUCUGGUCUGUUCCAAACACCACCAGGCGGGGCACGGUCUGAUGCCCCUGGCGGGCAAAGAGCUGCGUCCGGAUCAAUAGAACCAGCAGCGCGGCCCACUGCAGGAGUAUCAGCGGCAGCGAACGAAAAAGCACAAGACCUCAUCUCGCGAUUCAACCUUCAAUCGCGUCUAUCUGCUUCCGAGAGGCCAGGGCAGGCUGCUGUCAGCAGCAGUGCAAGCAGCAGCACCGGCAGCUGGAGCGAGUCGCGCCAGGAGCGCGAACAGGCUCUGCGGAGUAGGAAAGAAGCUGUCAUCCUCGAAGCAAGGCGGUGA
This is a messenger RNA of Tilletiaria anomala UBC 951, 591 nucleotides long. RefSeq lists its product as uncharacterized. The record is from RefSeq and is a predicted model, not a curated record. The transcript is spliced from 5 exons. The coding region runs from base 1 to 591 and encodes 196 amino acids. Gene Ontology annotation, molecular function: ubiquitin binding. Lineage: Eukaryota; Fungi; Basidiomycota; Exobasidiomycetes; Georgefischeriales; Tilletiariaceae.